Messenger RNA from Clupea harengus (Atlantic herring), 3194 nucleotides. It is a transcript of the gene gcgra, whose product is annotated as glucagon receptor a. Lineage: Eukaryota; Metazoa; Chordata; Actinopteri; Clupeiformes; Clupeidae. Gene Ontology annotation, molecular function: gastric inhibitory peptide receptor activity; peptide hormone binding; glucagon receptor activity. Gene Ontology annotation, biological process: adenylate cyclase-activating G protein-coupled receptor signaling pathway; cell surface receptor signaling pathway. The record is from RefSeq and is a predicted model, not a curated record. Gene Ontology annotation, cellular component: plasma membrane.
UGUGUGCGUAGUAGUGUUGGAUGUGUAUGUGUCUGGCAGAGAAUGUGUGCGUGUGUGAGUGUAUGUGGGGUUAUGCGUGGGAUGACUACCACUGCUGGCAGGCUGGGGACAUUUGCAGCAUGCUUCCAUGAGCACAUGUACGAUUUGACCGCAUGCGCUUACCCGUCAUUCUAUCUGGCAGCAACAUGCAACCGCAACAUGCAACCGCAACAUAGCCAGCAUGCUAACUGGCAGCAGGGCGUGAGCCCCCCAUGGCUGGCCCGUUUCUCUCUCAUGGCAGUGUAGGGAGCCCAGCUGAAGCCCUCGUAUGAGGUGUGCCCCCCCACACCCCUCUCACCCCCCCUCCCAGCUGCAGCCGCAGGACUAAGGGAUGUCACAGGCCCUCCUACCUUUGGCCCUGCUCACACUCUCCUCCAGCAUCCAGGUGUCUCCUGCCAGACAGUUCAAGAUCUUAGUGGAAAGAUGGACCAUGUAUCAUGACCAGUGCUUCCAUAACAUCAGCAGACACCCUCCAGUCACUGGUGUUGUGUGCAACAGAACGUUUGACAAGUAUGCUUGCUGGCCGGACGGACUGCCCAACACCACCGUGAGUGUUGCCUGCCCCUGGUACCUGCCCUGGUACUCUGACGUUCGACAUGGCUUCGUGUAUCGAGAGUGUGGCGCCGACGGACAGUGGUUGCCUGAGAAGAAUGCAAGCGAAUGUGAGCAAGAUGACCAGCAUGGGGCUGAGAGGCACGGGAAGAUCCUCAGUAUGUUCCGGGCCAUGUACACCGUGGGGUACUCCCUGUCCCUGGGUGCUCUGGUGCUGGCACUUGGGAUCCUGAUGGCUUUCAGGAAGCUUCACUGCACCAGGAACAACAUCCACAUGAACCUGUUUGCCUCUUUCAUCCUGAGAGCCAUGUCCAUCCUUAUCAAAGAUGCUUUCAUUGAGAGGCCGUUCUUCAACAUCGGCCAGGACAUCAACACUGAUUACGAAGUGGGCUGGCUGGUGAAUAACGAGACAGCGGUUGGUUGUCGGAUUGCCGUUGUGAUGAUGCAGUACAGCAUUACCGCUAACAGCUAUUGGCUCCUCGUGGAGGGAAUCUACCUGCACAACCUCCUCGUGGUCACGGUGCUUACUGAGAAGAACUACUUUGGUGUCUACCUGUGCAUCGGCUGGGGCAUCCCACUGAUAUUCGUAUUUCCUUGGGUGAUCGUGAAGUAUCUGUAUGAGAAUGAGGAGUGCUGGGAGCAGAAUAUAAACAUGGAGUACUGGUGGAUCAUACGCUCGCCCAUACUGCUCUCAGUGCUGAUAAACUUCUUCAUUUUCAUCCGCAUCAUUAAGAUCCUUGUGUCUAAGCUGAGAGCGCAUCAAAUGAGAUACUCCGACUACAAGUUUCGACUGGCUAAGUCCACCCUCACCCUCAUUCCGCUGCUUGGCAUCCAUCCAGUCCUGUUUUCCUUUGUCACUGACGAGUCUACCUCAGAUCGCGCCUUAGGACUGCGCCUCACCAAACUCUUCAUCGACCUCUUGUUCAGCUCCUUCCAGGGUCUCCUCGUGGCCAUAUUAUACUGCUUCGUCAACAAGGAGGUGCAGUCGGAGAUCCUGAAGAAGUGGAAGCGCUGGAAGCUGGGCAGGAACAUCGAGGAGGAGUACCGCCACACGUACAGCCACACGGUGCAAAUGCGCGGGGGCAGCCUGGUCACCCAGCCCUCCAUGAUUCCCCUGCACUUCCCAGACGUCGCCUCCACCGCGGCCACCAGCAUCGCCACCACCAGCAGCACCGCUGCGGCCGGCGGCCCGGAAGAGAAACGCACGCCAGUGGGCUGCCAGAACGGCACGGGUCGUAGGGCCGCCGGAGGAGCGCCGUCACCGCUGCUGCCGUUCGGCUCCCCCGGCUGCGAGAGCCCGCGGCAGGACGACAUCCUGCUGGUCGACCAAGCACAGUGCACCGAGGCACCGCUGGGGAGCAGCGCGAGCAACCUUUGAGGGCGAGGCAGGAGAGGAGAGAGGGGGCUGGCGGUGUGUUGCAGUGGGGCGGUUGGCAGGGCUCGCACCCGUCCCGCUCCCCGCUCGCUGACACGCAUACGCCUCCUCCGGCCCCAGGCAGCCAUGGAUGUGAGACUGGAGGGUGGAGCUGACGUUUGGGUAGGGCUAUGAGCCCCUGACACACAAGUGUGUGUGUGUGUGUGUGUGUGUCUGUGUGUGUGUGUGUGUGUGUGUGUGUGCGUGUGCGUGUGCGUGUGCGUGUGCGUGUGCGUGUGCGUGUGCGUGCGUGUUCUUGUAUGAGGUGGUGUGUUUGAGAGGACUGAGGAAGCUCUGCCAACUCCAUGUCUCCAUGUGUCCAUUGGUGUCAGUUGGUGUUUGUCCAGCGUUCAUCCUUACAUCCCAUGAUGUUACGUGCUACAGACGCUCGUUUUGGGUUUUUAUUUUUCCGGUGCUGCUGCUGCUCGCUCACUAUACUCUAAAUGUAGAGUGGAAGACUGCAAAAAAAAAACGAAAAAAAAAAAAAAAACUGUUAAAUAGUUGUCAGUCUCGACAAACAAAUCUCAUGUGGUCAAACAACAUGGUUGUAGCUAUAACCUCUGAUAUUAGAUGUUUCAUGAACUGCAGUAAGUGUGAUUUUGAUACAUAAGUCAAGACUCAAAUUCAAACACUAAAACAAGGGACAAAAAGUCACAAAGGGACUGCCUGAAAUUCUUCAUCAGAGGACGGGAACAUCUCGACAGUGGAGUCAAAUAGGCCAGCGAACAACUAACUUGCCGUAUGUCGGGUCUCUCGUCCCCCCCCCCACCACCACGCACAUGUAUUAGGUGCUGAACUGAGCCUGCACUGGACACUGGGCCGGGUUUAUGUCCCCCAUAGCACAGAGUCCUUAGAAUGUUCUUUCAAGUGUGUGUGUCCAGAGUCGCCGAACAAAUCAAACACCUCCACUGUCCUCCCUGCUACAGACAGCAUCUUCAUCCUCACCCAUCUCCAUCAUUUGAAAGGUUGGGUCUCAGCUGGGUGGUUUCAUUAAGAACAUACGAAUCGUUGGGACGUUUCUAUUUUGUGAUAUAGUGGCUGUUUGUUGUUGCUGUAUUGUGUGCUCUUGUGGAGAAUGUUUUGACACCGUAUGUGGAGCGGGGGGAGAGGUCUGAGCCAGUGAUGCUGACAGUGUGCCUUUAUGCCAUGUGGAGGAGAAGCCCAGGAGUCCAGUAUGUUUUUGGCAGUG